GCUGCUCUAUUAUUGGUUAAUGUUACAUACGUCACACGUACUGGGCGAGACGUGCCAAUACGAAGCCCGAACUCUUUCUCUGUCAGAAUCAUUGAUUCGUUUUGAGGUAAAUGCCUCUAGUGUUCUGAGUUGCGAGUUGAGACAGCGAUUUUACUUAUUGAUUUUGAAUAAUACGUCUGACUGUAGGGAAAAUUAAGUCAAAUUCCUAAUACACUUGCUUAAAUUUUAAGUCAAGUCGUAGAUAUUUGACAAAUUCACUUGUUUCUAAAAUGUGAAAUUACUUUACUGUAUACUUCUAGCCUAGUUUCAAUCUUAAGUUAAGUUUCUAUUUUCUUUUCUAUGAAGUCAUUUCAUUAAACUCAAAAGGGCUUGUGGUUGUGAUAUGAGCAGGAAAAGUUUUUGGACAUAGUGUUAUUUAGAAAUAUAUACCAAAACUGGUCUGGGACUAUGAUUCGCGAGAUGUUCGUAAGUUCAGACGAGGAGGACCUCGAGAGUCCGUGUGACAUCGACCCGGAGCGCGCCGGCCUCACGCGGCCCAACCGCGACAUGCACAACCGCUGCUGCGGUGGCAAGGCCUGGUGCAUUAAGGACAUAUGCGGUAUAAUAUGCGCGGUGCUAACAUGGAUGCUGAUCCUAUACGCGGAGUUCGUGGUGAUGAUGGUGAUGCUGCUGCCCGCCGUGUCGGCCUACCCGCUCUACAGCUACGUCAAUAUAUUCCUGUUCCAGAGCCUGGCCUUCCUGGCGUUCGCGAGCCAUCUCCGCACCAUGUUCACGGACCCGGGCGCGGUACCAAAAGGCAACGCCACCAAGAAGAUAAUCAAACAGAUGAGUUUCCGCGAGGGCCAAGUCAUCUUCAAGUGCACGAAGUGCUGCAGCAUCAAGCCGGAGCGCGCGCAUCACUGCUCGGUGUGUCAGCGGUGCAUCCGCAAGAUGGACCACCACUGCCCCUGGGUCAACAACUGCGUGGGAGAGAAUAACCAGAAGUACUUCGUGCUUUUCACGUUUUACAUUGCGGCGAUAUCGAUCCACUCGCUGGCGCUGUCGCUGUACCAGUUCGUGACGUGCAUACGGCACGAGUGGCGCGACUGCAGCACGUACUCGCCGCCCGCCACGGUUGUUCUACUGCUGUUUCUCAUAGCGGAGGCGCUGCUGUUCGCCAUAUUCACCGUGGUCAUGCUCGGCACGCAGUUGCACGCCAUAUGGAACGACGAGACGGGCAUCGAACAACUAAAGAAGGAGCAGGCGCGGUGGGUGCGCAAGUCGCGGUGGAAGAACAUACAGCAAGUGUUCGGCCGCUUCUCGGUAUUCUGGUUCUCGCCCUUCACGCAGCCCUCCAUCAAGACCAAGCUCGACAGCUACUUGUAUAGCGUUUAACACCUCGACACUUUCAUAUGACAAAGUACACCUUUUAGCACUUGAUAUUUUUGCUAAAUUACAAAGCGUUCACACGGUAGUGCGCGGUUUUGUCGCUGGCGACAAAUACGCGGUCAAAUGCGUUAUGCGCACACGCGAUAAAUUUGUCUAUAGAAUGUACGCGGCGAUGCGUGCGGCGAAUGCAGGACUUUACGAGCCUAUAUAAACAUUGUAAGAUAAUGUAAUAUUGCGCUUUCGCGGCGCACUGUUCUCAAUCAAUAACUUGCUAUUGUAAUCGAUGCAUCUCAGAAUAAGCAAUAUUUUUUCAUAUUUGUGUGCAAUAAUUUUGCUAAGCGUGUUUUUUGAUGCGUUCGUUUUGUGCAUAAAUUAUGGUCGACAAACGCAUGGAAGUGGGUAGAGUCGGAAACCGUUUAAAACAAAAGGAAAAAUCUUAUUAACAUCACAAAUUUAACUCUGCAAUCAAUACUGUAUUUCAAAUAGUAUAUAACAGUAGGCUUAGAUUUAGGCACAGAUCUUAAUAUUUAGACGACUGACUUGAAAUUUUAUGGAAAUAAUACUUGGACACGAUCUUUGAUGUAAUUACAGCAUCGUACAGGAUGUAGUGCAUAUUUCUUUCCAUCGUAUUUUUUCGGAAACUUUCGUAUUUGUAGUACUUUUUGUACCGAGACUGACUGAAAUAGCAAGACACGUUCGUAAGUUUCCGUAAAAAUAACAUGGAAAAUAAUUAGGUUUGCACUAGAUCUGUAUUCAGAUAUUUUGAAUGGUGGCACGAUUGUCGGGUUUGGUUAAUAUUACAUGCGGUCUUAUUUAGUGUUAGAAAGAAAUUCGAGCCUUUUGAGUCUAUAUUUAAAGACUUGGGCCCUGUAUCAAUAGCGUGUAAUACAAAUGGAAGUCCAAAAAGGGACUUCCACAUGUAUUACAAGGUUUACCACUUUUGAUAAACGGGCCCCUUGACUCGUUUUAUGAGACUCAGCAGUAAAUAAAAUAUAUAAAAUAAACUUCCUUGUCUUUUAAGUCCCGAGUCUAGUCCUUUAUUUAGUCUUUUUUAAGUGCAAUUAAAAAAGACUCGAGCCUUCGAAUAAAGACUUCGUCAACAUUUUAAUAGGUUUUAUCUAACUGUAAAGAAAAUAGCCGUUAUCGUAUGAUUUGUGUAUCUAACCCAUGAAUUUUACAUGAAGCUAUUUAUAGUUUGAAUUUUUUUGCAAAAAACAAUUGAGUUUCAAAUAAUAAAUAAAGAUAUAAAAGACUCGGGUCUUGAAAAGAACUCUAGUUACGACUUGAUUAUGAGAGUCUGAAAAACUGAGUCGAAUUUUAACGCAGGGGACUCAAAGGACUCGUACCGUAAACAACACUAGUCUUAGGGUCGGUUGCACCAAACUGUUUGUCAUCGUUAAAGAGUUCGCAUUGUAUGGAAAGUAUCAUAGUAAACCGCCGCGGCGCGCCGGGUGACGUUGAUCAGUCUGUCAAGUGCGGAUGGUGCAACUGGCACUUAGUACGGACUGACACGUCUUCAACACCACAAAAAUGUUACCACAGUGCCUAACUCCAUUGAGUAUUAUUUCAAAGUAUGACGACUUAUUCCAUUAUUAAAUUAUGUAUACUGAAACUGCUUGGUCUUAUUUUGCCAAGUAAUCAAAGCAGAUAUGUUAAGUGCCUAUAUUAUAAAUAAAGUUGCAGUUACAUGGGCGAUUUACAAGCAAUAUCAUUGGCCGGCGAGUCGGUCUCACCCACCAAGGGUUCCGUGCUUUUAAGUAUUUGUUGUUAUAGCGGCAACAGAAAUACAGACAGAUAGGUGGCAGACAGACAGAUUAACAGAGAAGUUAUAGUAAUAGGGUCCCGUUUUUACCCUUCGGGUACGGAACCCUAAAACAAUUUAGAAUCGUUUCUAAAAAAUUUUUUUUAUCUUCCGGUUGGUUUUCUAAAUAAUUCAUUACGUGCCUUCUAUAUCGGUCAAUGACUGAUAGAGUAAUUAAUAUAGAUAAAUUAUUUUAAAAUCUGUUGGCGUGGUUAUUUUAUUACGUCAAAAUUGCUAACUAUCAGAUAUGUAAUACAUUCUCGCCCGUGUAACUGUUUAAGCAGACGAUUCAAUACAAUAAUAUAACAUUAAGGUGACCAAUAUUGUUUCCCGUGACGCGUUAACUAGGCUCCUUCAAAACAUUUGCUAUAUCGACCAUAUAUAUUUAUCUAAGUACAGUGUACAUUCAAGUAUGAAUCAAUUGAAUGAUUGAAGUGUGAGAUGAUUAGGGAACCAAAUGUCUGCAUUUACUAUUAUAGUGAUAGGGACGCAAACCAACAUUUUCUUGUCACAACGAGUGCAGUGAGCCAACAGUAGGCCUAGUAAAUAUUCAAAAGCCGAGUAGCUUUAUUGACCGAAUAUUUGACUUGGCUGAGUAAGCUUUUUUUAACUUUACAUACCGCGCCGUCGCCUGAUAGCUGAAUCUCUGCUGUGUACUAAUUCGAUUAUGAAUUGAGCUCGUCAAUUUAUGAUUGUCUUCUUUUGUAUUUAAAGCGCUACAAAAACGGUUUAUAAAUGUUUUUUUUGUAGUAUUCUUUGGCUCGACAGACAGUUUCUUGGCUCUUUUUAGGGAUAUUUUUUUGUAUAUAGUUACAAUUGACGGGCGAGCUGAUUCCAAAACCGAAUAAGUAAACUCGAUACGUGUAAUCAGGGCAAUGGUAGUCAAGUCGCCUGCUGUUUGGUGCAUAUAUUAUAUGAAAUAUUUUUGUAUGAAUAGUUUUAGUCACAAAACAAUGUUACUAGGAAAACACACAGACAUGAAUGUAGUGGAACUCUAGCGAAGGGUAUAAAUACGCACUACACGUAUGAAAUGAAAUGAAAUUAAAUUUAUUAUUCAUAACACACAGUUAUAGGUCAAUACAUAAUUAGAUUAUUUCACAUUUGGUAUAUUUAAGUACUUAUUUUUAAGUAUUAAUUAAUUAAUUUAUUAAAAUACAUUAUAUAUAUUUAAUUACAAAAAAUUAUAUUAUUUAUACUGCAAGAGGCAGAUUGAAAAAAAUCUUGAUAAUUAUAAAAAAAUAUUCUCCUCGAGCCACGACUUCAGUCUACUUUUAAAGCUUUGGGCGGAUGCUGCAUUUAGUACUGUGCUUGGCAACCGAUUAUACACGGAAGGUCCUAGGUAGUAUACUGAUCUUUCCGUUUUGGCGAGUUUGUGCGAGAUUGUACUUAGCCUAUAUUCAUGUUCAUUGCUACGCAAGUUGUAUUUCGUAUUCGUACCCCUGCGCUUGAACUCAUCGAUGUGUCCAUAAGUGAACAUGGCUACUUGGUACAGAUAAAAGCAAGGCAGGGGUAGUAUAUGGAAUUCCUUAAACAGCUCGCGUGCUAAGGCGUCGUCGGGCACGCCGGCCAUUGCUCGGACUGCUCUCUUUUGCAUCAAAAACACUCGCUGCCAAUCCGAGGAUCGGCCCCAUAGCUCGGUGCCGUACGUUAGCAGCGAGUGGACCGUUGCGAAGUAACAGUCGCGCACCGCAGCCCGCCCAGCCGUGCGCGCCAGCCGCCGAAGCGCGAAGCAUGCGCGCCCCAGCCGGCCGCAUACCUCAUCUAUGUGAGUGUCCCACACCAGGGCGCCGUCAAGGUGAAAGCCGAGGAGACGCGUGCAGGUCACAUGCUGUAUCUGGGCAUCGCCCGCACUUACCUUCAGGUUCUGUGU
Molecule: messenger RNA, 5039 nt
Organism: Cydia strobilella
Lineage: Eukaryota; Metazoa; Arthropoda; Insecta; Lepidoptera; Tortricidae
Product: palmitoyltransferase ZDHHC3
Exons: 7
Coding region: 448-1374 (308 amino acids)
Molecular function (GO): palmitoyltransferase activity
Source: RefSeq, a predicted model, not a curated record